Colletotrichum truncatum is the source of this 564-nucleotide messenger RNA. RefSeq lists its product as uncharacterized. Lineage: Eukaryota; Fungi; Ascomycota; Sordariomycetes; Glomerellales; Glomerellaceae. The record is from RefSeq and is a predicted model, not a curated record.
AUGCAUAUUCCUACUUUCGGACAGAUUGCCACUGUUGGCAUGACUUUCUUCACCAUCGCCGCUCUGGCUGCACCUGUUGCUGAGCCUCUCGAGGCCGGCCUUGCCGAGCGUUCUACUGAGAUUACUGCCCGUGGCGAGGGCAUUGCCGCUCUGGCAGACGCUAGACUUGUCGAUCGUAGCGCUCUUGAGCAGCGCAAUUCCAAGAAGAAGCACUGCAAGCGCAACUCUCGCAAGAACAAGGGCGAUUGCUCCGACUCUGAUUCCGACUCCGAUAACGACAAGUAUGGAAAGAAGAAGAACAAGCACGGCAACAAGAAGGGAGACAAGAAGGGCAACGACAAGGACGACAAGUACGACAACAACAAGGGCAACAGCAAAGAUGACAAGUGGAACGACAACAAGGAUGACAGGUGGGACGAUAACAAGCACGACAACAAGCAUGAUGACAAGAAGGACAACAAGCAUGACAAUAAGCACGACAACAAGCACGACAACAAGUAUGACAACAAGAAGAACAAUGGCCACGAUGAUAAGUACGGCAAGGGUGGCAAGGAGGGUUACUAA